Molecule: messenger RNA, 724 nt
Organism: Ostrea edulis (European flat oyster)
Lineage: Eukaryota; Metazoa; Mollusca; Bivalvia; Ostreida; Ostreidae
Product: peptidyl-prolyl cis-trans isomerase NIMA-interacting 4-like
Exons: 3
Coding region: 2-496 (164 amino acids)
Biological process (GO): rRNA processing
Molecular function (GO): peptidyl-prolyl cis-trans isomerase activity; DNA binding
Source: RefSeq, a predicted model, not a curated record
UAUGUAUGGCUUUGUGAAUGAAGAUUCAAAUAUUAGUUUUUACAUUGAUAUAGUUACACACGUGAAUGCAAUACAAUUUGUUUUCUUCGUAAACACUUCAAAGUCGAAGAAGAUGCCGAAAAAUAAAGGAGGAGGUGGCGGUGGGUCCAAAGGAGCUAAAGGCGGGGGUGGUGACGACUCGUCAAAGAAACAAGCCAAGGGGGGAAACUCUGUAAAGGUCCGUCAUAUUUUGUGUGAGAAGCAGUCAAAGUGUUUGGAGGCCCUUGAGAAAAUUAAAAGUGGUAUGAAAUUUAAUGAGGUGGCAGCUCAAUACAGCGAGGAUAAAGCAAGAUCAGGGGGAGACCUGGGCUGGAUGACGCGUGGGAGUAUGGUCGGACCAUUCCAGGAGGCAGCUUUUGCGCUACCAACUAGUUCUCUAGCCAACCCAGUCUACACAGAUCCUCCAGUCAAAACCAAAUUUGGUUAUCACAUCAUUAUGGUGGAAGGGAAAAAGUGAAAAGAAAGGGAAAUCGAAUCAAAGACUUGAUGUGAAUAAAGCAAUAUUGGAUUAGGGAAAAGAAAGUGACAUUGAAAUUAAUGCCUUUGUACUUGUAUACUGUCUUUUUAAAAAUGUUGUAUGAAAAUCGACCUGUUUUGUUUUGUAACACUAAGGAGACUUUCUUGUGAAUACUUGGUUUUAGAAUACUAUAUACUAAAGUUGUAUACUAAACACUUGUUGAUUUAA